This is a messenger RNA of Cucurbitaria berberidis CBS 394.84, 831 nucleotides long. RefSeq lists its product as uncharacterized. The record is from RefSeq and is a predicted model, not a curated record. Gene Ontology annotation, biological process: vacuolar proton-transporting V-type ATPase complex assembly. NCBI's taxonomy places the organism in Eukaryota, Fungi, Ascomycota, Dothideomycetes, Pleosporales, Cucurbitariaceae. The transcript has a single exon. Gene Ontology annotation, cellular component: endomembrane system. Bases 1 to 831 code for a protein of 276 amino acids.
AUGACAGCCGGUAUAGUCCGGGCAGUCUUCAAAGCUGAAGAGUUGUCGUCGGAUGGGUUUGCAGAGCUUCAGCGACCGGGGGAGCCUGCGCUUGCAGACCCAAAGCCCGGAAACCCCAUCUCGCAUAGCCAGUUAAUUGACCUCUCAAAACUGCUCAAGAAGCACUCUCUCGAACUGUCCAGCACUUCCAAGCAAGACACCCAGGAAUCCUCAGAGCCCCCAAAUCAUGAGCAAGAGGAGCCAAUACCAAUCACUCUCAACGCCCUCCUCCAAAACAGCACCGUCUACACCCCACCUCUUCUCCCCAAGAAACACCACACCCCCGAAUACACCGCCCUCAUGGCCCGUCUGCGUGCCCAAGAAGAAUCCCGCACCUACGAGCGCAUGCUCCACCCCCCUCCAACACGCGAAUCCUUCUCCCAACGCUUCCCGCGCGCUCCAGAACCAUACAGCAUCGGCGCCUCCGCGCCCGUCGACGAAGACGAAGUGAGCUACGAGGAGGUCCAUCGACAGAUUAUCCUCAUCAUCAAUGUCUUGGUGUCGAUAGUAGCAGUGGCGGUAUUCAUAUGGGUCGCUGCUCGGCACUGGAGCGUUGGCAAGAGACUUGGUCUGAGUAUGGGAGGGAGUGUCGCUAUUGCGAUUGCUGAGGUCGCCGUGUAUGGUGGCUAUGUGAGGAAAGUCAAGGAGGCCAAGCGGCUCGAGAAGAAGAAACCGGAGAUCAAGGAGAUUGUCAAGAGCUGGGUCAUUGAGAAGGAUGACACCAGUGGGGUAACGGGCUUCAAAGAAAAGGUGGAUGAUGGUGUGAGGUUUAGGAAGGGGAAACAUCGCUGA